Messenger RNA from Dermatophagoides pteronyssinus (European house dust mite), 1452 nucleotides. RefSeq lists its product as uncharacterized. The record is from RefSeq and is a predicted model, not a curated record. Lineage: Eukaryota; Metazoa; Arthropoda; Arachnida; Sarcoptiformes; Pyroglyphidae.
GAAUGGCCUAGUUGACUUAAUGAAUCGAAUGAAUCCGUUAUAAAUGCCUUCAUUGAUGAUGUUGUUGUUGUUGUUGUUGAUGAUCAUGAUGAUGAUGAACAACAAUCGAUGAUAAAUUCAUCACAAUCAUCAUUGAAUUUGGCAUCAGUGAAUAAUGAUGAAUCAAUUGUUCUGACAAUUGAAAAUGGCUUCCCUUCCAAUGGAGAUUCGGCUGAUUCAUUGCAUUCGACCGGUUCAGUUAGUACCGGAAUUGCAAAAAUCAAUAAUGAUAAUGUUCAAACUCCAAAAUGCAACAAUAAAUCACCGGAUUUACCGUUAAUUCUUGAUGAUAUUACAUUGGAAAAGCUGCUUGACAUACCACAUUGGUCAGCUGAAUUGAAACAAAUUGAAUUCAAAACAAUUGAACAAUUUGAAAAUGCAUUAAUCAAAUGGGAAGAUAUUCUUCAACAAGUAUUGGAAUGUUAUGAUUACAAUACAUUUGGAUCAUAUGUUGAUUUUUAUCAUUCAUAUCAAAAAUCCAAUUCAAAUUUAACUGAUUUUAUAUUGAAUUAUCAGGCAAAGAUAACUACCGAAAGUAUGUCUUGUGUAGCACAAUCAUUGGUGUUGAUGCAAAAUCUAUCCGCUAACGAUAGUUUAUAUGGAUCAAAUUUUUCAUUAGUAUCAUGUGAAGAAAUGAUUAUGAUUAUGACAGCUGAAAAUGGUGAAGGAAAAUUACAAACAAAAUAUCAACUUGAUGCAAAGAAUAAUGUUAAAGAACAUGUAUUGGUUUGUCUUAAAUUUCAAAUUGCCGAUAAUAAUCGAUCCGGUUAUGUACUAUUGGAUCCUGGUUAUCAUAUUUCACGGCCAAUAAUCGUCAUGAAUGAUUGUUUAUUUCCGCAUACCGGUUGGUUUAAUGCAUCGAAAAAUCGUAAAGUUUGUAAAGAUUAUUGUUAUCAGAUAAUCAAUGAUCAAUAUAUUGCAUGGAAAGUACGUGAAACAAAUAUUAAUGAUCCAAAUGAAGUGAUCAAACAAUAUUUAAACAUCAUUUAUAUACAUAAAGAAUUUAUCAAAUAUGCAAGUGUUACGGAAAAACGUGCUUGUAUUUUUUCAUUAAAAUCAUAUGUUGUACGUAAUCGUAAAGGUGCUGUAGCCGGAUUUUAUUCAUGGAUUGAGGAAAAAAAUCUAACAAUAUUCUAUGAAGAAAAUGGUAAACGUAUUACAAAUAAAUUUCAUAUAAAUGAUCUUGAUAAACAAGAAGAAGUUAAAUGUUGUUUGGAAAAAGUAGCUGCCUAUACAAAAGAUUCAAAAGAUUAUAAAUCUUUUAUAAACAUAUUGACCGAUUAUCGACAAUCAUUAUAUGAUGAAGAAUUUUGUUUUGAUCUUUGUGAAAUUGAUAAAUGGAUUGAAGAAGAUUAAUUAUUCAAAUUUCAUUUAAUUUUUAAUUAAGUUUAAUUAAAUUCUUAAUUUUAUAGU